GUUUUGUUAACGUCACAAGGAGCCCUACUUUGUUUAUGGUGCAUUGACGAUGCCGUGUCACGCUGUAUGUACUAUGUACUGUUUAUAAGGGUGACUGGAUUUUGUAAAUGUUACCUGAAGGAUGCAGAAGAUAAAAACCUAGUAUCAGAUCUUCACUUAGAUACUUUCUUGAGAAACUUGAACUAGAAAGCCAACAAUCAUCAUGGAAAGCACAACGGAGAAUGUCAGUGGUCUGGGGAGUAGAAGGCAAUGUUGUCAUAUAAACCAAAAUCUGUUACCUGUCAAGGGUUUUUACUUCAUAUUACUUGCAGCUGUGGGAUCACUUCUCCCAUUUUUCACAAUAUACGUGAAGCAGUUGGGUCUAACACCCAGUGAGGCAGGAGUUCUUUAUGGUGUGAUGCCCUUUGUUGGAUUUUUCGUCAGACCUGUCAUUGGCUUGUUCACUGACAAAUGGCAGAAGCAUAAGCUUGCCCUGAUUCUCGCAUCAAUCUUAACUGCAGUUUUCUAUUUGCUGAUCUUAGCCAUUCCAUCCAGGAGAGUCCCUCCAGCUGUAGCCACAACAAAGCUAGAGUGUAACAUCCAGGACUCUUAUUUUCGUUCAUGUCUAACAUCAUCUGCAUCCAAUGAGAGUAACAACUGUCCUGUCAGUCUUUUGACUUUUGCUGAUCGCGUACUAAGUAAUACAACCAGGGAUGGAAUUGGAUCCUUGCUGGAAUGUGAAGUUAAAUGCAUGCUGGGAAACAGUAUAAAUGAAAAGACAUUUGAGAUGUGUUUCACAAAUAGCUCAGAGGAGUUCAUCAAAUCUUGCACUGGGACACGCAUUGGAGAUCUGCCUGUAACAUUUGGCCUUGCAAACCUGUCACACAUUCUAACUGUGGAUAUUGAAAGAGACAGAAUUGAUGCUGGAGAUAUUCAUUGCAGAGACUAUGACUUGAAGGCUCUCAUAUAUCAGAGUCAACAUUUUUGGCAGGUUUUCUGCAGUGAGCCUGUUGCUUUGGAUUGUCAGAUCACAUGUAAGAAUAUUAACGUGUGCAUCUCUCACAAAAAGGAAUUUGAUACAACCUUUUGGUUACUGUUUCUGGUGUACCUGUUUGCAAACAUAGUCUUUGCGCCUAUCUUUUCACUGGCUGAUGCAACUGCCUUUAAAACACUGAAAGAUAAAGGGCACAAGUUUGGAAAACAGAGAAUGUGGGGCACAGUUGGCUUUGCACUGUUUGCCAUCACGUCAACUUUUGUCAUGUACUUCAUGUCCAGUCAAGGAAAUGUGAUUGACUACAAAAUUCUCUUCUACAUCUUUGCAGUGCUUUGUCUUAUUGCAGCUGUUAUAGCUUUCUACAUGGACUUCGAAGACGUGCAAUGUGGAAACAUCUUCUGGAAUCUUUUGACCGUUUUAAAAAAAGGGAAAGUUCUAGCAUUUUUGUCUGUGGUUCUGCAUUUUGGCAUGAUAAAUGGCACCAUAGAAGGAUUUCUUUUCUGGUAUUUGCUUGAUCUUGGAGCUACCCCUUUGAUUUUUGGCUUGAGUCUUGUGGUUAACUGCUUAUUUGAGGUCCCAGUGUUUUUAGGAUCUGGCCAUGUUAUUAAGCACCUUGGCCCAGUCUCCUGUCUGUACAUCGCCAUGGCUGCACUGACAAUCCGCCUACUUGGUUAUUCACUGCUUAUCAAUCCAUGGUUUGUACUGAUAAUUGAGCCUCUCCACAGCAUCACCUUUGGUCUUAUGUGGGCAUCUGCAGCAAAUUAUGCCAACAUUCUGGCACCUUCAGGAAUGCAGGCCACAGUUCAAGGUCUUGUCGGAGGGAUCCACUUUGGAAUUGGAAAAGGAAUAGGAGGCUUGAUGACUGGUGUUCUUUUCGAUCACAUUGGAGAAAGAUGGACAUUUCGGGCAUAUGCUAUUGCCACUCUUGUCUUUCUUAAGGUCUACUUUUUGGUGAAUUAUUUCCUACUCCAGGCUGAAAAGAAAAGAAAGGCAAUGUCGCAUGCAAAUGAGGACAAAGGUGUAGGAGUAAAUAGUGAGGAAGGCAAUCAACAUCUUCUCCUGAAACUUUCUCCGGAAACACCUGACGAUGGUACAGAAGCUGACAUGACCAACAGGGCAGUCAGGGCAUGAAGAUGUUGAUCUGUGAUGCUGCUGUUCUUGGUGUGUUUUAUUGUAAAAACAGCAUUUUAAUCACAUUCCAGAGAAAUUCAUUUCUUUCUUUUGUUUUUAGAAUGAAGUAAUAGGCUUUGUCAAAAAUCACUUGACAAAAGGGAAGGACAGGGUUGGACAUUAAUAAGAAAUGAUUAUACACAGACCAGCUUUAUAUCUAGUCAGAAAUUUGCUGCAAAUACUAAAAUUACAACAAUCAUUGAAAGAUAUGAAUAAAACUCAAAAUAAAAACCUGUAUCUAAAGAAGAUAGUGUUCCAUCAUAUGAAACACAUAAAGCAUGACAUGGAUGAUAGUGUAUAUUGUUAUAACAUAGUGAUAAGUCGUUCAUCUUGCUGCACAAAGUUUGUAACCCAUCUGAAAGUGAACAUGACACACUCUUACUGUCUAGGACUAACAAUAGAGGAUAGUUUCAAUGGUUUGAUGGUGAGGCCUUCCAUUUUGUGUCUGUGCAUUGUCAAAUCAGUCUGCACCACCAUUCCAAAUAAAAACUUUCUUAGCUAUUACUGAUUACUGAUUGCAUACGCAUCUUCGUACAAUUGUCACUGCAGGUUUAUCAUGGCUUGGUAAGCUGCUGCACAGAAUGACCACAGAGCAUACAAGAAUAAUGCUGGUUUAUGCAAACUACUCGUAACUUAAAUCAGCGCAAGGUGGAAUGCUAUUCUGCUAUAAUGUGUCAAAUGAGUGGAGUGGAGAAAAUGCCAUAAUGUUUUCAGUAUGAUAAUACACUUGGAGGUAAGAAGUGAGAACAACCAGAAGGAAACGAUAGCAUGUACUUUCUUUACUUCUAUACAUGAGUAUUUCUACAAAUUUGUCUUUGAAAAACUUGCUGAUUUAUUCUUUUAUGUUCCUGUUUCAUGAUGUGCAUAUAGGUGACGAAGAAGGCUGUGCUGAAGACUUCUACAGUACAGUUGCUGGGGAUAUCACAUUGAAGAAUUUAGUAGGUUUUUGUUUUGAUAUAUUUUUUUCAUUGUUCUUUGCCAAGGGUUAGGGUAACAAUUACAUAUUUGCCCUAUUAACUGUAUAACUCAUUGUGUCUCUAGAUAGUUUUCCCAUACCACCCUCAUCAUUGGCAUUUGAUUGUCGUGGCCAAGUUUAUUGCAGUAGUAAUGUGUGAGAAAUAAUUAUGCUGGGCUAGGAUGUUCUCAGAAAGUUUUGUGUGAUUUUUUAUACUUUUAUUUUAUAAACCACUCUGAAACCAGAAUGACAGUCAACAAUAGCUUAUAUCUAGAGUUGUUUAUUGGUACCAAACUUUAUUGCAGCACUUUUGAUUUCAUGCUGAGGUAUGCUUUAAUGACAUGUUAUUUCCGGAUUGUGUGAAAAAUAUAAAAAAAGCCUUUUUAAACAAGCCAGUCAAAUUGUGGUGGUUGUGCUGUCUUAUGUAUAUGCUGUUUGUGACUAUGCCUUACAAUGAAGAUGUAUUUGCUGAAUAGCUUUCCUUUUCUAAAAUCUAAUUAUUGUUGUCGUUUUCAAAAGUGCAGUGAAUUAUUUUGCUUUUUUUAUUGAUGAUUUGCCAAAAAACUUCAGUAGAGUUUGUAAAACAUUUUACGAAUUAUUCCAGUCUCUUUGUUUUCGUGGGCAUUUUGACAUUUAAAAUUUAUAUUUAGAGUUUAGUUUUUAAACUAUACGUUUUAAAAGAUGUGCUAUGUAAGUGUUCACUGAUAAUAUGUUAACAGCAGCAGCAUAACAUUCCAUGUCAUUUUUAUUGAAUGCAACAAUUAUGAUAGUUGAAAUAAUUUAUUUGCUUUCUCUAUCACUUGUGUCAAUCCGCAAAUAAUUCUAUAAAGUAAUUUUUCCAGCUUUAACUUCAGCUUUUGUCUCACUUAACCAUUUACAGCCAUUACCAACAGGAUGUAGUUGUCAUCAUAAGUGACUGGCAUCUACACUGUACUAUUGCGUGCCUGAAACUGAUAAUCUGUCAAGACUCAAGUUCAUUAAAUAAUCGGGAUGUAAAAUUACAGUAUUGCUAUGAUGGAUUUUGCUGUCAAUAUAUUUUUCUUUUGUGAAUGAUAUUAACAUGAGAGGGAUUUGCAUAUUACUAUAUGUCUAUUUUAUUUUAUUUUCUUCUGAAAGUCAUAAUUAUCUUUAUAGCUGGUACUAUGACUUCAUCAAGCCAUGGAGUUUUGGGGGUACAGUCCUGAAUUAGGAGUAAACAUGUAUUUGCCAUUUUGACAUUCAUGUACACGGUUUCUGGUGAAAACAAAUUUUAAGAUUUUUAAAUAUUGAAAUUUAUUUACAGAAGUAUAGAUUGUGAACUUGCAUUUACUGUGUGUCUGCUUCUGAAGUGUCUUCCUUCCGCAUACAUUUAGCAUCAUGCUGGGUGAGGAAAUGUGUAAUAUGAAUUGUGUGUGUGUGCAUAAUAAAAAAUUUUUUGCUUUA
This is a messenger RNA of Pomacea canaliculata, 4520 nucleotides long. Its product is annotated as major facilitator superfamily domain-containing protein 6-like. The record is from RefSeq and is a predicted model, not a curated record. Gene Ontology annotation, cellular component: membrane. Lineage: Eukaryota; Metazoa; Mollusca; Gastropoda; Architaenioglossa; Ampullariidae.